Aspergillus melleus is the source of this 1659-nucleotide messenger RNA. RefSeq lists its product as uncharacterized. Bases 1 to 1659 code for a protein of 552 amino acids. Lineage: Eukaryota; Fungi; Ascomycota; Eurotiomycetes; Eurotiales; Aspergillaceae. The transcript has a single exon. The record is from RefSeq and is a predicted model, not a curated record.
AUGAGACCUCUUCAUCACCCGCUCUUUCUGUUCCUCCUCGGUAGUGCGGGUGCAGAUACAUUCACCCCUCUCCCCAACGCCAACCACAUCUUCAACGCCAUCCACAACUCCAUGCGUCAAUGGGGCUCUUCCCUGCACCACAACGGCAUGUCUUUCUUCAUGGCUUCCGUUCCGGCAGGAACCCAAUUUUACCAUGGCAAUUUCCGCCCCGGAGACGUCACCGGUCCUGAGUGGCUGGCUUUUGAGCCCGAACAUGCCAUGGUUUUCGCGAGGCCGAGACCUCGUGGGCAUCCUCCUCCUCCACCUGCCUCAUGGGCUGACAUCGAUGGAGCCCAGAUGCCAUUAAUGCCUCCUCCUCCUCCGAGCCCAGAGCCCGAACUAACAGCCAUCGACAAAGACGCCGAUAAAAAGGAGAAAGAGGAGGUGGGCUAUCUGCAUACUCUCACCGCGGUCCGCGACCUCCGCCUACUUUACAUCGACGGCAUGUCCGCGGCAAAGACAACCAACGGGACACUGGACUCUCAAGACCGCGUGCUGUUUCGGGAUGAGCUUGGAGACGGGCCAGGUAUGCAGGAGCGAGAACGGGCCGAAUUGCUGUGUCGCAUGGCGCGCGAGGACUGGGACUCAAAGUUGGACGGCGUGAUUCGCAUGGAGGCCGGCUUCGAAGUCAUACUGUGUGAUUUUGACCUCGUGGAUGAGGUCCGUGUUACGAGGGUGAAGGGGAAUACGGAAGGUGGGAAACGGCGAAUGGGGGAGAAGGUAUCUGGAAAUUCUGGUGAGAAAUUGAAGGGGAAGGGGAAAGGCGACGGGGGGCCACCAGACGGGGGGCUAUGGUUCAAGGCAAUAGCGGCGAGGUACAAUGGUAUAGGGGGGCAUCGGGUGCGAGUGGACUAUGAUUGGUUUGUGACCGCGUAUGAUGAUGAAUAUGAGUUAGCUUUGUUCCUUGGGAAGGACAGAGAGAGUCAACUGCCACGACUGCAUCAUCUCUCGAACGAGCAGCUGGAGCCACUCCGGGCCGAUUUGGACGAACUGGUUCGCAAGCACCAGAUGGACAAGGCCAAACUUUUCGAUUGGCAGGCUGUCGCGGACAUGGUGGUUCUGCGAUACGGACAUGACCUGCGGUACAUGGCCUCGGGUCAGGCUAAAACACUGGAAGAGCUUCAUCGGGAGCUCGAAAGCCUUCUAGGCCCAUUUAUCGACUACGGAGAAGGGAGGCGCGACUCAUUUCAGGAGACGGAGCGCUGUGCGACGCAAUUCAUCCCAGCUGGAGCACCGGAUAGGAGCAUCGCAGGGGAAGCGGUCCGGUCAGUGUCAAGGAGCAUCUGCUCCACCUUGGUGGAGGCGUGGAAUAAUCACACAGACUAUGAUGCAGCUAUUGGGCAGCUACGCCAGCUGAUGGAUUACCUGAACUGGACAAUGUGGAAGGAAUGCAGGGGUUGUGGCGACCAGGAGAUUUGCGUGGUGCCGAUUUGGCCGAUGGGGACGGUGGAGGAUUACGAGCAUCCGCAAUGUCGCGACGCGUCGAGACCAAGUGGCGAGGGAAGUCGAUAUUGGGGAGAUCCCCGAAGUCGAGGUCCAAAACCGCCUGGUCCGGACUCUUCUUUGUUUUCAUCCUUUCCUUCCUGGCUCGACCGUCUGAAGCACGCUUUCUACGGCUGA